This is a messenger RNA of Octopus sinensis (East Asian common octopus), 1096 nucleotides long. RefSeq lists its product as uncharacterized. The record is from RefSeq and is a predicted model, not a curated record. The coding region runs from base 296 to 1069 and encodes 257 amino acids. The transcript has 4 exons. NCBI's taxonomy places the organism in Eukaryota, Metazoa, Mollusca, Cephalopoda, Octopoda, Octopodidae.
AAUAUUUGUCUCAUUUUACAAGUUUAUGCCAACGUCAUGAAAACAUUUUCGUAAUUAUUGUGCGAUAAUAUCAAAGAAUUUCUAUCCAAUAAUUACACCAGUCGAAUAAGUUCACACCCACAUAUUCAGUUCUAGCAACCUCAUUGGUUCAUAGAUUUAAGAUACGAUAGGCGGCAGAGCCGAGAGAUUCUGUGCUCGGUAAAUAAAUAGGUUGAAACCUUCAGUUUAGAUUUCACAUUCGAUGAAUUGUUGAACCAAAGCGCAAUAUCACGUACCAACGACAACUAUCACCAUAAUGGAUUUGGCGCAGCUGUCUCGGAAUAUUUCGCAGCGUUUUUCCAUUUCUUCCCUCAUAACUUUUGGGUUUCUACUCGUUCUCACCAUAACGAUUCUUCGCCAAGAUUCAAGGAUUGGAAAAAUGGAAGAGAAAUCCCAAGCAAACCGUUUCCUCUCCAAGAAAUCUCUCGAUGAUAAACCUGUUAACACACCAAGACCCGGUCUCGGAUCACUGUAUACCCGGUGGGGUAGAACAAGCUGCUCACCUUCUUCAGGUCUUGUGUAUGAUGGUGUGGUUGGUGGAGAACAUUAUUCCCAUACCGGUGGCGGAAGUAAUCUCUUAUGCCUACCUAACGAUCCCAUUUGGGCCAAUUAUACGACACAAGUUGAAAAAAGUGCUUUCAUUUAUGGCAGUGAAUAUGAAAUAAGUUUAUACCCGACCAAUAAUAAACUCUUUUCUUUUGCUAACGCUGAAUCACUUCAUGAUCACAACGUUCCGUGCGCUGUCUGUUUGACACGACAACCUGCUGUUGUUAUGAUGUUACCUGCCAGGACAAAGUGUUACGCUGGUUGGACGGCUGAGUAUUCAGGAUAUUUGAUGACAGCCCACAACGGUCAUAAGGGCAGAGAAGAAUAUGUGUGCGUGGACCAAACACCAGAAGCAGAUCCAGCGGGUUACAGAAACGAAGACGGAGCUCUACUGUAUUUCGUUCAGGCCAUUUGCGGUUCAUUGCCUUGUCCACCGUAUGUCAAUGGCCAAGAAUUAACCUGCGUUGUGUGCAGUAAAUAUUGAAUUGAAUUUACAUUCGAGAUUUUUUAA